Molecule: messenger RNA, 338 nt
Organism: Symbiodinium pilosum
Lineage: Eukaryota; Dinophyceae; Suessiales; Symbiodiniaceae
Source: the annotation of a GenBank genome assembly
GAGACCUCAAGCGCGAAGUUCAGCGUCUGUGCGGGUACUCGAGGUUUAGACAGCGACUGCUGCUUCCAGACGGCCAGAUCCUGCCGGACGAGGCUGCGCUGAACGAGCCGGCGGACGUCCAGCUGGUCUUUUUACCCUUCAGCAGGAGCUCUGGGCAGCAAGUCGAAGAACUCUGGGAUGCUGUAGAGCGGAAGGACAUGCACAUGAUGGAAGAGCUCCUGCAACGACCACAAGAUCCAGACCUGGAAGUGGGGGGUAGGACCCCUUUUGUCUUACGCAGCUUCCCGUGGUCUCAUAAGAGUUCUCCAUCUGUUGCUGGAAGCGUGCGCAGACAUUGA